AUGUCGGCCUUUCCCGACCGACGCAAAUCCAGCGUCGUAGAAAUCCAGGGCCCCGACGGCGUACGAACCGUAAACCUGGAAGAACUGAACGACGCCGACAAAGCGCUCGCCGCCGAGUUUGGUUACAAGCCCGUGUUCAAGCGUGAAUUCGGGUACCUAUCGACGUUCUCCUUCGCGGUCAGCAUCAGUGGGCUGUUCUCGACGAUUGCGACGACGUUUGUAUAUCCUCUCGAGGCCGGCGGGAGUGCGUCCGCGGUGUGGUGUUGGUUGAUUUCUGGGGCCGGGUGUAUGUGUAUUGCGUGCGCUGUAUCAGAGCUUGUCUCCGCGUAUCCUACCUGCGGUGGUCUUUACUAUACCAUCUCUCGCCUUAUCCCUGAGAGAUGGGUCGCUCCAGUGUCGUGGGUCGACGGCUGGUUGAACGUCCUUGGCCAAAUCGCUGGUAUCGCAUCAUCAGAAUGGGGUGCUGCUGCCCUUCUUCUUGCGGCCGUCUCAAUCGCCACCGACUUUACCUACACUCCCACCGUCGGCCAGAACGUAGGUGUCAUGGCGGGUCUCACAGUCAUCACCGGCCUCGUCAACUCCCUCUCGACAUACUGGAUGGAAAAAAUGACCAAGUCAUAUGUCAUCUUCCAUGUCCUGGUGCUCGUCUCCUGCGCCGUCGCCCUCCUCGCAAUGGCCCAGCCAUCUAACGGCACCCCAAAGCACAGCGCCAAGUACGUCUUCACCGACAUCCACAACGUCUCCGGCUGGACCCCGGACGGCUGGUCCUUCCUCUUCGGCUUCCUCAGCGUUUCCUGGACCAUGACCGACUACGAUGCGACCGCCCAUAUCACCGAAGAAAUCCGCAACCCAGAGAUCAAAGCCCCAUGGGCCAUCUCCAUGGCCAUGCUCUUCACCUAUGUGGCAGGCUUCCUCUUCAACAUCGUCCUCUGCUUCGUCAUGGGCGACCCAGACAAAAUCCUCGCCUCGGAAAUCGAACAGCCUGUCGCCCAAAUCUUCUACAACGUUCUUGGCAAAGCCGGCGGAAUCGUCUUCACCCUGUGCGCCUUCAUCAUCCUCAAGUUCGUCACCUUCACCGCCAUGCAAUCCCUCGCCCGCACCGUCUUCGCCUUCUCCCGCGAUCGCCUCCUCCCCUUCCCCUCCCUCUGGACCAAGAUCCUCCCCAUUACCGGAACGCCCAUCCUCGCCGUGUGGAUUUCCGUCUUCUGGUGCAUCGCCAUUAACCUCAUCGGCUUGGGCUCGUACGCCGCCAUCCUUGGUGUUUUUAACGUGACCGCCAUUGCGUUGGACUGGAGCUACUGCAUCCCCAUCUUCUGCCGACUCGUCUUCGGGAAGUUCGAGCCCGGACCGUGGAACUUGGGACCGGUGUUUGGGCCGAUCGUGAGUGCGUGGGCUUGUAUCUGGACGUUGUUCGUGUCCAUCAUCUUCAUCCUGCCGACGAUUCGGCCGGUGACGGCGUCGAAUAUGAACUACGCCAUCGCCUACCUCGGCGGCAUCCUCAUCUUCGCCACGCUCUACUGGUUCAUCCACGGCCGGAAAUUCUACACGGGUCCCAUCGUCGAAGCCGACGUCCACGAAGAAGGUCCCAGCAGCGACGAGGAAGUGGGACGGAAGGGCGAGGUUGGCGUGUAG
This is a messenger RNA of Zasmidium cellare ATCC 36951, 1632 nucleotides long. RefSeq lists its product as uncharacterized. Gene Ontology annotation, molecular function: transmembrane transporter activity. The record is from RefSeq and is a predicted model, not a curated record. Lineage: Eukaryota; Fungi; Ascomycota; Dothideomycetes; Mycosphaerellales; Mycosphaerellaceae. The transcript has 3 exons. Gene Ontology annotation, biological process: transmembrane transport. Bases 1 to 1632 code for a protein of 543 amino acids. Gene Ontology annotation, cellular component: membrane.